AUGAAUUGACAUGGUCUUGUGGUUUCUGUCCCAUGAUGCUCAGAGAGGUUAAGUUACAGUAAACCCACCAUGCUGUUCACAACGUACAAAAUGCUGACAAUGAAGCCUGAAAAAUGGAUUUCCUCUUUAGUCCUGUGCCUCACCUAUGUGUCUUCAAAUGGUGAGCAGCACUGUCCUGAGGACUGCAAUAAAAAAGUGUUCAGCGCUCCGCUUGGCUCCUCUGUGCUCCUCGAGUGCAACUUUUCAAAAAGUAACACCAACAAUGAGUGGGUGUCAUGGCUCCAUAUGCCUGACUAUGGACUGCUCAAACUAAACUCCGCAGGGCGCAUUCAGUUCAUGGACCCCAGGUACGGCCGAGUGACUGUCUUUCCAAACCAGGGCUCUGAUGGGAACUACUCAAUCCACAUCGAUAAGCUUCAAGACUCCGACCUGGGAGGAUAUUGUUGUGUGCAGGGGCAAAACUGUCUCCAAGCAGAAUUAGUGGCUGAAAGAGAUACAAUGAGUGAGGAGAUGCAGCUGCUGAUUUACACCAGUGCUGGAGCUGCCGUUUUAACCUUGCUGAUGAUUGGCUGCUACUUCUGUGUGAAAUGCACAUUGAAUUUAGGAAAAACUCUGCAUAACUAUGUGAACAAUCAAGGUGGUACAGCGCCUACAGAGGCUAUCAGUCAUCCACCUGCAGCAACAGGAGACGACUAUGAAGAAGAGGACAGAGGAUCAUACAUUAAUGUCCUUGUUUACGAAAAUGAUGAGUUUGACCCAGGCAUCCACCAGAAUCAGCUAUCCAGAAAUGAUCAUGGACAACGCAUUUGUCAUGAUCUGAACAGGAGUUCACUUAAUCAAAGUGAGCCUGAAUCUAGUGUGCAUGAGAGGAGAAAAUCUGCCUUUCAUACAGAGCUCAUCUGCAGAAUUCAGCAGCCAAAUGUCAAUCAGGAUUACAAGUAUUAUGCGAACCAAAGUGAAAUCAUCAUAUCAGCUCAACAGGACAAUGUUUACAAUGGCCAUGAACAUGAAUACAAAAACCCAAUUUACAACAGGAGCACAAACCACCUCAAUCAACUGUGAAGAAUAAACAACAAAAAUAAAUUGCUGUUUUCAACGUUGGCAGAGUUACUCCUUGACUGUAUGUGUUAAGUAUUGCUGCAUUGUAUAUUUCUGUAUGGUAACAUCAAUGUACUUUAUUUCACAACUUCUUUGUGUCCAUUGAACAAGGCAAAGAGAGAUUUUAUUUAUUAAACAUUAACUAAUUACAAAGGUGACUGAAAAGUUUUGAGCCCGACCCAGAAGAAACCACAGCUGAAUUAAUGUAAUGCUUAUUUUUUUCAACAGAAUCCCCAAGACCACACACUUUUUCCAGUGUCACUAGUACAGUGCCUUAAUACUGUUCUCAUAGGACGUCUUAUCCUGUAGCUCUUGCAAGUCAUCCACUGCAGAUAUGACCUCAUUAUCAGUAUUAUGGGUUCCAGUAAGAUGCCUUUUCAUGUCUGGAAACAGAUGGAAGUCCAAAGGAGCCAAACCAGAGGAAUAAUCUGGGUGCGGAACAAGUUCAAAGCCACAUUCAUUCAAUGGCAGCCAUUACGAUGGCCGACAAGCAUUGUCCUGGUGAAACAGAUCACCUCAUCAGAACAUUCCACACUGCUUCUGUCUCUUCUGGAGAUAGUCCACCAUUAUGAUGCCCUCAGCAUCCCAGAAGACAGAGGUCAUGACCUUUCCAGCAGAUGAGACAGUUUUGGCUUUCUUUGUCAUGGGAGAACCUACAUGGUUUGAUUGUUUCGAUUGUUGUUUGGACUCUGGUUCAAAAUGAUGGACCCAGGUGUCAUCUAUGGGCAUGAAGUUAUCUGGAUUGGUCUCAAAAAGCUGAUUAUUCUCCCUGGACUUUUGGAACCUCGUGCAUUUCUGUUUGGCCUUGGGACCCAUCUUGGUGAAAGUUUUGUCAUUCCCAGUUCUUCCAUCAGAACCAAAUGAACUCUCUCCUGGAAAAUG
This is a messenger RNA of Thalassophryne amazonica, 1980 nucleotides long. RefSeq lists its product as uncharacterized. Bases 70 to 1062 code for a protein of 330 amino acids. NCBI's taxonomy places the organism in Eukaryota, Metazoa, Chordata, Actinopteri, Batrachoidiformes, Batrachoididae. The record is from RefSeq and is a predicted model, not a curated record. The transcript has 11 exons.